CUUGUCUCAAAAACUCCAGUUGUCCAACAACGACCAGUCGCCCGCUCCAUUCCCGCCCCCUCAAAACCCUCUCGAGUUCCAGAACCUUCCAGAAGACCGUCCCGCAAUCGUCGCCCUCUCCUCCUCUCCUCCCCAUGGCCGCGUCAGCGUCGGCGGCGGGCGGCGAGCCCCAGAAGCAGUUCCUAUCCAUCAUCCGCGACUUUGCCGCCGAGAAGUCCCACGGCGAGCGCACGGUGUCGGGCCUGAAGCGCCGCCUCGACGACGUGGUCUCGGCGUCCGACGCGGCCACGGCGGAGCUCGAGGCCGCGAAGCGCGCGCGGGAGGCGGCGGAGACGGAGCUGCGCGGGAGCGAGGUGCAGGCCUCCAUCGCAGACGCGUCGAUACAGGCGCUCGAGGCGACGAUCUCUCAUCUCCAGGAGGAGAUCGCGAAGCUGGGCUCUGAACUGGAGGCGCUUAAGAGCACGGAGGACAUCGAGAGAGAGGAGUUCUUGAGACAGAUGCAUGAAAUGAAUGCUAGGAUAAGGCAAUUUCAACAGAAGGCUUCUGCAGAAUUAGCAGAGAGGUGCUCUGGACCGCCAUCAGCAGAUGGUAAGCAAGGCAAGUCAGCAGAGGGUCAAAAUGGGAGCGACAUGAAUGAAACUAUGGACUCAGAAGGUAUGUUGACCGAUUCGGUUGAUCAGAUGAACAACAUGAACGCUGAGGUGCAUGUAUUGGAGGAAGAGUAUCAAAAGGACCUGCUUGAACUUGAAAAGAAUGCACACAGCAGUACCAAUGCAAGGAUCAACUACAAAACUAUAAUCGACCAAAUAGUAGAGCACCAUGGAAGAACUGUGGCGUACAUUUUGCAACAUGCAUCCAAUGUGGCAGAAGCUAACCGAAGGUCCAACAGCCACUCUCUCCUAGCUAUCACUGCUAUCUAGCAACCGACAAGCUCUACCACGUUGGACAGUCCAGCUAGCCUCUGUCAUAUUGCCGGCUAGCCUAUUCCAUGUCAGAGAGUAUCUGUGAGAUGCGUGUCCCAAUUGGCCUGCAAUGUGUCAAGUUGUGAGUGCCACACCACCCUGGCAAAUGGGGCAAUCAUGUCAGAACCACUUCAAAAGCUGAAAUGGUAAAAUGCGGUUCAAAGUGGAAUGUUUUGUGCAAAAUCUGAUUCAUAAGUGAUCAAAAACAAGGUGGUGGUUCAACCUGUCACUA
Messenger RNA from Triticum aestivum (bread wheat), 1194 nucleotides. RefSeq lists its product as uncharacterized. The transcript is spliced from 9 exons. The record is from RefSeq and is a predicted model, not a curated record. The coding region runs from base 135 to 920 and encodes 261 amino acids. Lineage: Eukaryota; Viridiplantae; Streptophyta; Magnoliopsida; Poales; Poaceae.